AUGAAAGGUUUUGUUAGGAUAACUUGGCUUGAAAGUGAGUAUGAAAAUUUAAAAAACAAAGAAAACCCGACUCAAGAAGAUGUUUUAUUAGAAGCCAAAUUAUUUAUUUUACUCGUGAUCGCAACAAUUUUGUUUCCUGACAAAACACAAAACCUUUUGCAUUCUUCUUGGGUCCCUUUUGUGGGGGAUCUCAUUGAAUGUGGAAAAUAUAGUUGGGGUUCUGCAUGCCUUGCAAAAUUGUACAGAGAAAUGUGCAAGGCAGCAGAAAAAGAAGUUAGGAGCAUGAGUGGUUGUGCUCUCCUACUAACUUCUUGGGCAUUCACACGCAUCCCAUUGUUCGCUCCUGUCAGCACGGUGGAACCCUCGUAUCCAUAUGCACAAAGAUGGGCACAAAGAGGAAUGAAUUACCGUGCAACUCCUCGUUUCCAUCUUCAAGGAUAUCGUAACGCGUUGGACCAUAUGCAAGAAAAAGAUUUUAUAUGGAGGCCGUACAUUCAGUACCCGGUCCCGCGUCUAGAAGAUAGUCAAAUCUGGAGUGCCACAACGUACCUUAUUUGUUUUUACAUCGUUGAGAUGCAUCAAACAGAUAGGGUAACACUCCAGUUUGGAGUAGACCAACAAAUCCCUCCCCUUCCUAAGUGUCUAAAGGAUCAACACGCAAUGACCAUGUGA
This is a messenger RNA of Lathyrus sativus (Indian pea), 672 nucleotides long. NCBI's taxonomy places the organism in Eukaryota, Viridiplantae, Streptophyta, Magnoliopsida, Fabales, Fabaceae. The record is from the annotation of a GenBank genome assembly.